Pteropus alecto (black flying fox) is the source of this 1971-nucleotide messenger RNA. RefSeq names its product ZFP37 zinc finger protein (gene ZFP37). The transcript has 4 exons. The record is from RefSeq and is a predicted model, not a curated record. Lineage: Eukaryota; Metazoa; Chordata; Mammalia; Chiroptera; Pteropodidae. Gene Ontology annotation, biological process: regulation of transcription by RNA polymerase II. Gene Ontology annotation, molecular function: DNA-binding transcription factor activity; RNA polymerase II cis-regulatory region sequence-specific DNA binding.
AUGUCGGCCUCCGCUUGAGACCCGAUUCUGACAAAGCCAGAGGCCGCGGACCGGCGGAGGCGUGCGAGGACCACCGAAGAGGCCGGGCGUCCACCAGAGAUGGCCGUGUCGGAGCCUGGGGGUAGCGCGGCGGAUUGUAGCAGUGAAAUGGAAAAUCGGAUUCGGAAUACAUCCGGAGAUGAGCCAAUAGGACUUAACGAUGGAUUGAUACGGAACAUGGAGGAAGAGAAGAAUCAAGAUUUACAUUUAGACUUUUGGCCCGUGGAUCUGGAUAGUGACUCUCGUCUCGAUUCAGGUUCUUACGCAGUACUUGGAGGUUCUUCAAGGAAGGACUGUUCUAUUCCCUUUGAAGAAGUCCCGCAAGAUGAUGACCAGCUAGAGAAUCAUCAGGAAUCUCAAAACCAACUCCUUAGGGAAGUUGCAGUCAAGAAAAGAACUCUGACUAAGAAGAAAGGCCAUGAAUGUGGUUCAUUGGAGGGUGCAAAUCUGAGUACAACACAAGUUUCUUCCCCAAAAAAGCGUCUCAAAUUUAAUUCACAGAGAAAGAGUUUAAAACAGAAUUUAGACUUACCUGGUCAUAUAAGAAACUAUGCAAAAAAGAAACCUGAUGUAGCUGAAGAAGAACACAGGAAAUCAUUCAGCCAUAGCUUAUCUGAUACAGAGACUCAAAACCAAAUUCAAACUGGAAAGAAACAGAAAUUAUCCAAUCUUAGCUCAUCUAAUAAGCGUGACAAAUCUCAAACUGGCAAGAAACAUGAGAAACUAGUUUGUCAUGAGCCAUCCCAUACUAAAUGGGACAAAAUUAAAACUGGAGGAAAACAUGAGAAAUCAUUCUGCCAUAGCUCAUCUACUAAGUGUGGCACAAAUCAAGCUAAAGUGAAACCGUAUGAAUGUAAUCAAUGUGGAAAGGUUCUUAGCCAUAAACAAGGACUCAUUGACCAUCAGAGAAUUCAUACUGGUGAGAAACCAUAUGAAUGUAAUGAAUGUGGGAUAGCCUUUAGUCAAAAGUCACACCUCGUUGUACACCAGAGAACUCACACUGGAGAAAAACCAUAUGAAUGUAUUCAGUGUGGCAAAGCCCAUGGUCAUAAACAUGCCCUUACUGACCAUCUAAGAGUUCAUACUGGAGAAAAGCCCUAUGAAUGUGCUGAAUGUGGGAAAACCUUCAGACACAGCUCAAAUCUUAUUCAACAUGUAAGAUCUCAUACAGGAGAGAAGCCUUAUGAAUGUAAGGAAUGUGGUAAAUCUUUUAGGUAUAAUUCGUCUCUUACAGAACACGUGAGAACACAUACAGGUGAAAUACCAUAUGAAUGUAAUGAAUGUGGAAGAGCCUUUAAGUAUAGCUCAUCCCUUACUAAACACAUGAGAAUUCAUACAGGUGAGAAACCCUUUGAAUGCAACGAAUGUGAGAAAGCUUUCAGCAAGAAAUCACACCUCAUUAUACAUCAAAGAACUCAUACUAAGGAGAAACCCUAUAAAUGUAAUGAAUGUGGAAAAGCUUUUGGACAUAGCUCAUCUCUUACUUACCACAUGAAAACCCAUACAGGUGAAAGUCCCUUUGAAUGUAAUCAGUGUGGGAAGGCCUUCAAACAAAUCGAAGGCCUUACUCAACAUCAGAGAGUUCAUACUGGGGAGAAACCUUAUGAAUGUAAUGAAUGUGGGAAAGCCUUUAGCCAAAAGUCACACCUCAUUGUACAUCAGAGAACUCAUACUGGGGAGAAACCUUAUGAAUGUAAUGAGUGUGGAAAAGCCUUCAAUGCAAAGUCACAACUUGUCAUACACCAGAGAUCCCACACUGGAGAGAAACCCUAUGAAUGUAAUGAAUGUGGGAAAGCCUUCAAACAGAAUGCAUCCCUUACUAAACAUGUGAAAACUCAUUCAGGAGAUAAAUCUCAUGAGUGAAAUAAAUGUGGGAAAUGUUAACUGAACUGAAGGUUUUAUUUAACCUUAAAAGUGUUCUGAAUUUAAAGG